Molecule: messenger RNA, 1350 nt
Organism: Protopolystoma xenopodis
Lineage: Eukaryota; Metazoa; Platyhelminthes; Monogenea; Polystomatidea; Polystomatidae
Source: the annotation of a GenBank genome assembly
AUGACUCUGGUUUCGAACAGGCCCGACGACGAACGGGACGACGAGGCAGGCAAGAGGAGUGAGGAGGGAGGAGGGAGGAAAGGGGGCGAGAGGCAGCAGUUUCAAGUUGUCGUCUCGUCUGCUCGUGCUCCCGACGCCCAUCCACUUCAGCCGACCGGCAACACGACACAGACACUCUGUCACGUCGUGCCGACCUUGUGGCUUGACGACGACGACGACGACGACGACGACGACGACGUUGUCAUGUUCGCGCCGACGUCGACGGGCACAGCGUCGGCGAUGGAGUUUGAGCGGAUUACGACGAGUCGGCCAUUCCUCGGCGUCGACGUGCACCGACCGAGCAACGGAUUGACGCCCGCCUACGCCCUCGGCGGCCAAACGGACCCGAAGCCGCAAGCAAAGCCGCAGCCGAAGACGAGGCAGAAGCCGAAGCCGAAGCCGGAGCCGGAGCCAAAGUGGGACUCGGAGCCGGGACCGGCAGAGGCGCCGACGGCCGACGGCCAGACGCCGAGAAAGACGGACCGCCGCCUCGGCACUCCGUCGCCGUCGCCGUCGCCGUCGUUAUCGCCUCCAGCCUCGACGACGGGAAUCGGGUGUGUUGUCAAGCGGGCGUGGAGCGGCCAGUCGACGAAAGCCAGUCUCGAGCCGAGGGACGUGGCGAAGCGGGCUCGACGAGGCGGAGUCGAGUCGGCGGGUUCGACGCGACGACGCAGUCGACCGACCGGCCGAAGCGAUCGAAGCGGCGGUGGCGGCGAGAGGGAAGUGGUGGUGGUGGUGGAGGAGGAUGAUGAUGAUGAUGAUGAUGAUGAGGAGGAGGAGGAGGAGGAGGAGGAGGAAGACCACGACGAAGAGGAUGACGAAGGCGACGAAGCGGAUGAGGAGGAGGAUAACGAAAACGACGACGACGACGACGACGACGAAGAAGAUGACGACGACGAAGAGGAUGAGGAUGAGGAAGAGGAAGAGGAAGAGGAAGAAGAGGAGGAAGAAGGGGAUGAGGAAAGGGAGGGGGGCGCCAAAAGAGGGGCGGUGGAGAACGGCCGACGAGUGCGUGCCGCCGGACCGGCGAGGGCUGACGAGUCUGCGCCGGCCUCGCGAGAAGUCGCCGAGGCGGAAAGUGGCGCCGAGGCGGCGUGUCGAGGGGACGGCGGGAAACUGGCCAAUCCGCGCGCUCGAGGCCAGGCACAGCCGAGGCCGGGUCCGGGUCCGGGUCCGGGUCCGGGUGCGGAGACGCCGGCGUCCGGAGGCGGCCAGCCGUACACAGUCUCGAGUAAGCCAUGCGUGUCGCUUUUUGUGGCACGAAAUCACAUCCAACUCUCAUCAUUUCACAUGUCAAUGUUGUAUUCCUGA